UGAAAACCUAGUUGUAGCAGUUUGGCUAUUCAGAGCCCACUCACCUUGACUGUGUGUUUUGUGUGUGUACCCAUCCCUCCCCCAUGGCCGCCACAACCUUCAGCCAUUACUCCCCACCACAUAUCGACACCACCAACAAGCCCUUGUCUUUUGUCCACUCAAAACUCCUAUUCGCCAAAACCCUAACCCCCAGGAACUCAGUUUCUCUAAAAACCCAAUCUUUGAGGCCAAACCCCCCAAUAUUUGAGGCCCAUUCCACAGACCCAGAUGAUGAUUAUGAUUAUGAUGGUGAUAAGCCUCGUGAAGAGUGCGGUGUAGUUGGAAUCUUUGCUGACCCAGAAGCUUCAAGACUCUGUUACUUAGCUCUACAUGCUCUUCAACACAGGGGUCAAGAAGGUGCUGGAAUUGUGACUGUUCAUGACAGAGUCCUUCAUUCUGUUACUGGAGUUGGGCUUGUUUCUGAAGUGUUUAAUCAGUCUAAGCUUGAUCAACUUCCCGGUGAUUCCGCAAUUGGCCAUGUCAGGUACUCUACUGCUGGCUCUUCCAUGUUGAAAAAUGUUCAACCUUUUGUGACUAGAUAUAGGUAUGGCUCUGUUGGGGUGGCUCAUAAUGGUAAUUUGGUUAAUUAUCAGAAACUUAGGCAUGAAUUGGAAGAUAAUGGCUCCAUUUUUACCACUAGUUCUGAUACUGAAGUUGUUUUGCAUUUGAUUGCGAUAAGUAAAGCCAGACCCUUCUUUUUGAGGAUUGUUGAGGCUUGUGGGAAGCUUGAGGGUGCUUAUAGUAUGGUGUUUUUGACGGAGGAGAAGUUGGUUGCUGUUAGGGAUCCUUAUGGCUUUAGGCCUUUGGUUAUGGGAAGGAAGAGUAAUGGUGCUGUUGUCUUUGCUUCUGAGACUUGUGCUUUGGAUUUGAUUGAGGCUACUUAUGAGAGGGAGGUUAAUCCCGGGGAGGUUAUUGUCGUCGAUAAAACGGGUGUUCAGUCCUCACUGUGUUUGCUCACUCAUGUUGUCAGGAAAGCUUGUAUUUUUGAGCAUAUAUAUUUUGCUAUGCCUAAUUCUAUUGUUUUUGGGAGGUCGGUAUAUGCAUCUAGGCACAAGUAUGGGGAGAUUCUUGCUACGGAGGCUCCAGUUGAAUGUGAUGUUGUGAUUGCUGUUCCUGAUUCUGGAGUUGUGGCCGCGCUUGGUUACGCUGCAAAAUCAGGUGUGCCGUUUCAACAAGGAUUGAUCAGGUCACAUUAUGUUGGGAGGACUUUUAUUGAGCCUUCCCAAAAGAUUCGUGAUUUUGGAGUUAAGCUCAAGUUGUCACCUGUGAGGGCAGUUUUGGAAGGGAAAAGAGUUGUGGUUGUGGAUGACUCGAUUGUAAGAGGGACAACUUCUUCGAAGAUUGUUAGGUUGUUAAAGGAGGCAGGGGCCAAAGAAGUUCAUAUGAGGAUUGCGAGUCCACCUAUCAUUGGAUCUUGUUAUUAUGGAGUGGAUACUCCUAGCGCGGAGGAGCUGAUAUCGAAUAGGUUGAGUGUGGAAGGGAUCAGGGAUUAUAUUGGAUCAGAUUCACUGGCCUUUCUGCCAAUCGAGAGCAUGAAAGAGUUCUUGGGUAGUGAUUCUUCAAACUUUUGUUAUGCUUGCUUUUCUGGGAAGUACCCUGUGCUUCCUACCGGCAAAGUGAAACAUAUUGGGGAUGCGGUCGAUGAUGGUUUAAGUGGCAGCAUGGAAUACAUUGAUGGGGGUUGGAUUCAAGAAACCAAGAAUGACAAGGAGAAGAAUAUGAUUCCAGUUGCGGAGAAAGAUGAAAUUGUUGCCUAAACAAGAAUGUUGCUUUCAUAAUUAGGCAUCGGGGCAACUAAAUGAUUUCAAAAUGAUACCAUAAACUUAUUCUUUCGAUGAGCUAAUUACAACAACGACGACAGUACGGGUCUCACUUGUCCCUUAAGUUCAUUUGUUGUAAUGUUAUAGUUAAUGGCUUGUGAACUUUUAAAAGCCUUGAAAUAUGGUUGAGUGUUAACUUUUCUUGUUCAA
This is a messenger RNA of Daucus carota subsp. sativus, 2009 nucleotides long. Its product is annotated as amidophosphoribosyltransferase, chloroplastic. The record is from RefSeq and is a predicted model, not a curated record. Bases 84 to 1796 code for a protein of 570 amino acids. NCBI's taxonomy places the organism in Eukaryota, Viridiplantae, Streptophyta, Magnoliopsida, Apiales, Apiaceae. The transcript has a single exon. Gene Ontology annotation, cellular component: cytoplasm. Gene Ontology annotation, biological process: purine nucleobase biosynthetic process; purine nucleotide biosynthetic process. Gene Ontology annotation, molecular function: amidophosphoribosyltransferase activity.